Anolis carolinensis (green anole) is the source of this 2148-nucleotide messenger RNA. RefSeq names its product meiotic kinetochore factor (gene meikin). The transcript has 15 exons. Gene Ontology annotation, cellular component: kinetochore. The record is from RefSeq and is a predicted model, not a curated record. Bases 305 to 1582 code for a protein of 425 amino acids. Lineage: Eukaryota; Metazoa; Chordata; Lepidosauria; Squamata; Anolidae. Gene Ontology annotation, biological process: meiotic sister chromatid cohesion, centromeric; male meiosis chromosome segregation; female meiosis chromosome segregation.
CCCCCACAAGAUUCAAGAUGAGGGAACUGAAGUACAAAAGAAGCGAUCAGAGUGUAGCUCUUGGGAGGCGAGGGGUAGUUAGUUGCUGGGGUGUUUCCAUCAGGGCAUGGCCUGUAAAUAAAUAGAAAAAGGAUGUGGCCUCAGUAUCCUCCAGGCACCAUAGAAACUGAUCUUGGAAGCUAAGCAGGGCCCACCCUGAUCAGUUUGGAAUACUUUUACAAUCCACGUUUUGGAAUACAGGUCCCAUAGACAACUCCAAAACAUCUGGAGGGGCAACAUUUCCAGAAGGGGGAAAAUACAGAAGAUGGACUGGGUGAAGCUGCGUUCCUAUUCCCGGAAGAGGCCGGCCCAAAAGAAUAUACACUGGGGUUCUCCCUUGCCAGGGGUGGCAACAUCUGCUGCUGGAACCAGAAGGAACGCUCCAGCCAAAGGCACUCGCUUGGGCCUAGUUCUAUGCCCUAAACCUAAACUGGAAUCUCAUGGCAAAAGACACAAUAGAAAUGCCAUUGCAAAAGCAUUGCCAAAUAUUCAUGAAAAUUCUGAGGUAACCCAGACGAAUUGUCAUUCAUCUGACCAAAGGAGUAUGGAUGUGAAUAAAGAUUUCGGUGAAAUGGACAAGACUGUGGCAAAGGAUUCUUCACAUCUAAAUACUCCAAGUAAAAAGAACUCGAGAGAUAGUGAAACCACUUCAGGAACGACUUUACCCACAGGUGUUUCAGAUUUCUUGCUGGACUGUUUGGAUGUGGAUUCUCUGGUGUGCUCCAGUACAGGAUCUAGUGAUUGUACAAGUAGCUACUCAUCACCUGAAAUAUUCAGAGAUGAAAAAGAAAGCAGUGCUAUUCCUGAAAGACCAUGUCUUCAAUGCAAAAAUUCAACUCUCUUGGAAACAAGCAAAGCUGUCAGCAUAGACAAGAUGCCAUACCUGCCAAAUCUGUCAAAGAUAACAGGAAGUCAAGACCAGAGUCUUAUAAGGAGUAGAUCAUCUGAACAGAAACUGCAUUCUGGGCUGAGAACUGGUUCAGCUGUAAUAGCAGGAAAACAAAUACACAAAAUUGUAUCUACAAAGGAAUUAAGAUCUGAAUCACAAUCUUCUGGAUCUUUGUUGUUGCCACCUCAAAAGCACAAAAUACAGGAGAUCAAUUCUGUAUCAGUGAACCUAAGAAGGAAUAAAGCAAUCCUAGCAAGUACUGCAUUUCAACAGCCAGAAGAUGUAGAGCUGGACUUGUCAUCAGUGCAUAAAGGCUCACUCAGUGAAGAUUUCUUAUCAAACACAAAUAGUCUGUAUGUAAAUUCAGAAGAAAUUGUUCCUGCAACAUUGUCUCCAGAAAAGACUAUUUAUCAGUGUUUACGUAACCCACCAGAAAUCUGCUCUAUUAUUAAAGCUUCUCCAGGAUUUAGACCACUCAAAAUUCUCCAGCAUCCAUUGAAUAGAAAAGAAUUAUUUUUUCCACCAGGAUCAAGCGAAGCAAACCAUUGUUCCCAAGUUCACUGGAUGAGUGGUACUGAUCUACAAAAAGUUGAGUUGGGAAUAUUUUCCCAAUACAAACUUAUAUGUUUUUCAGAUAUUAUUACAAGCUCAUAAAAACUGGGUUUACAACAACAAUAUAUGAAUCGUUCUAUUGCUCUGUCAAGGACCAAUGACAGAUUUUUUUUGAAAAGAGAGGAGAAAAUGUCUUAUCCCAUGGAACUCUAUACAGCUAUAUUGUACAAAUAGUUAAAAAUGUAAUUGCAAAUAGUGAUAUAGUCCCAUCUGAAUGAUGUUCUUAGUUCACUUUUGCCAUGUAGAUUUCAAUAUUUAUUUUGAGCUCUCUAAAGACUUUGUAUAUAUUACUCAUGGCUUAAUAUUAUAAAUAAUUAAUAAUUACUUAUUAAUGUUACAAAGAUCUGUAAAAUAAUUGCCUGGGAAUGCCACUGUCUUCUAGAAACUUUAUUCUGGCAUUUUCAGUACUGCUGUUCCUUCAGUGGUACAGUAUGAAAAAAGAGAAAGUGAUGGGGAAUGGAAAUUGAAAAAUAUGAAAGAUGAGGUUAUACUGAAUAUUUGAAUUUUGUUAAGUUUGAAAUGUUUUUUAAAACUAUUGUGAAAAAAAUAUUCAAGAUUUUUUGCAUUAUGAUUACUACAAAAUAUUAAACAAUUAUGAGUUAUCAGGA